AUGAUGAGAGCCGACGGGAGGAGUCUGGUAAAAUACAAUCUCUACUCCGGCAAUCGCAUCGCGAGCAGUCACUUCGCACCGUCAGUUCCACGCGGGGGCAUUCCAUCGGGGACAGUGACGUUCCAGGCGUCCGCGCCGAGUCCGGGGCAUCGAAGCGCGAGGGUCAAUAAGGGCGGCGAGUUGACGGCUGAGGGCUGGGGGCUGUUUGCCGAGGACCUUCCGUCCGCUCUCAAUUAUAUCAAGAUUACAUAUUUAUCUCCUGAGACGGCUAGUCUUAUAGGGGCGCCUUCGGACGGAACUGCUCGGAGUAGUUACAUU
Molecule: messenger RNA, 318 nt
Organism: Iphiclides podalirius (scarce swallowtail)
Lineage: Eukaryota; Metazoa; Arthropoda; Insecta; Lepidoptera; Papilionidae
Source: the annotation of a GenBank genome assembly